This is a messenger RNA of Arvicanthis niloticus (Nile rat), 927 nucleotides long. The record is from RefSeq and is a predicted model, not a curated record. NCBI's taxonomy places the organism in Eukaryota, Metazoa, Chordata, Mammalia, Rodentia, Muridae.
AUGUCAGAACGGAAAGUUUUAAACAAAUACUACCCACCUGACUUUGACUCAUCCAAGAUCCCGAAACUCAAGCUAUCCAAGGACCGGCAAUAUGUGGUACGGCUGAUGGCUCCCUUCAACAUGAGGUGUAAGACAUGUGGAGAAUACAUCUACAAGGGGAAGAAGUUCAAUGCACGGAAGGAAACAGUCCAGAAUGAGAAAUACCUGGGCCUGCCAAUCUUCCGAUUCUACAUCAAGUGCACUCGCUGCUUGGCCGAGAUCACCUUCAAGACAGACCCAGAGAACACAGACUACACCAUGGAGCACGGGGCCACGCGCAACUUCCAGGCUGAGAAGCUUCUGGAGGAGGAGGAGAAGCGCGUGCAGAAGGAGCGAGAGGAUGAGGAACUGAACAACCCCAUGAAGGUCCUAGAGAACCGCACAAAGGACUCUAAGCUAGAGAUGGACGUGCUGGAAAACCUGCAAGAACUUAAAGACCUGAAACAGCGGCAGGCGCACGUGGAUUUCGAGGCCAUGUUCCUGCAACACCGUCUGUCUCAGGAGCAGUGGCAACGGCAGCAGGAAGAGGAGGAUGUGCGUGAGACCGCGGCCUUGCUGGAGGAGGCUCGCCAUCGAAGGCUUUUGGAGGACUCCGACUCAGAGGAUGAGGCUCUACCUCCCCGACCACAAGCAGCUGCAAGACCCAACACCACAGCCAUCCUCGACAAGGUACCAAAGACCAAGAGGAAGGCAGGGGCCCUGUGCAGCAAAGCACAGUUGGCAGGCUUGGUUGUACCAAAGAAGAUAAAGACGGAAGCCAAUGGGGGCUCGGAGCAGGUCGGGGUGCCCGAGAGCAGGAAGGUGGCCAACCCUACACCCCAGACACCUGGUGCUUUCUCUCUGAGCCAGCUGCGUGCAUAUGGGGACAGUGAGGACAGUGACAGCUGA